ACUGAACAGGAUUGGUUGCUGGAAAGAACAGGUGGAACAACACAGGUGGGCUGGUGCGCCGCAUAUACAUAGUCCACGCGAAGUUCUACAGUUCACAAGUGCUGCCUGGUGUGUGCACGUCGUCGUACUUUGCUGCUCCUUGUGUUUAUAUAUCGAGCGUUCGCUGUGUCACUAACGUUAAUCAUAAGCAACCAAUUAAGUGACCUCAACUUCAAAUAAUUUAUUGUGGUGCCAUCUUGGAAAGUAAUGACAAAAAGCACAUAAUUUUAUUAAGGAAUCGCACUUUUUGAAUUGUUGAGUAUCAGUUUACCAUUUUUUGUUUGGAGUCUAAUUUUAAAAUUUCUUGCCGUCGAGGAAUGACAUCAAUGCCUCCAGUUCUGCCUUACUACAGCCCACCUGGUCGGGAAGGCUUCCCGACGCGCCCCAUCGUGAUGGCCCCAACACACAGCGGCCUCACGGCCAUGACACACGCUGGGCACAACAGCCCAUUUCCCCCCACGUCUUUUGAGGCAGUGGCCCUGGCCGCUGCCGCCGCGGCCCGCUACGGACCCGGGGCCAUCCUCCCAACACACGGAGCCAGUGCCACAGUCAGCUCGGCCCCACCUUUGUCCCACGUCCCCAGCAGCAUCACCAACAUGGCCCCUAUUAGACAGUACGACAUCUUCCAACAACAGACGGCGACCAUGGCUAAAAUAUUAAGUUUUUGUGGGACAGGUUCCCUGCGACCUUCCGGCAUGAUCGGAGGAUCCAAACCUAAAGUGGCGACUCCUCAAGUUGUCAACAAAAUUGAGUCCUACAAGCGGGAAAAUCCUACAAUUUUUGCAUGGGAGAUCCGUGAUAAGCUCAUCUCUGAGAACGUCUGUACCACCAACACCGCCCCCUCCGUGUCAUCCAUCAACAGAAUCCUCAGAAACAGAGCCGCCGAGCGCACGGCAGCGGAGUUCGCGCGUGCCGCGGGCUGCAACUACUACGGCCUGCUGCCCGUAUACCCCAACCUAGCGGGUGUUACCCCCGCCUUGUACGGGGGACCUGGGGUGCUGUCCACCCUAGCGCUGCCCCCUGCACCUGGAGGGCCUCCGUGUGUUUACGGACCCAUCAGGCCCUUUGAUAAGCCCCCCAGCAACUCCUGGCCUCUCCCCGACCAUCUCAGAGAUGCACGCGAUCACCACGAAGCUCUGCAGGAGCGCGUGGGUGACGAGAGCGAAGAUGAUGACAGACCCCAGAACUCCGAGUCCAGUUCUCCAGUCCACUCCACCCAGCCCGACUCAAACAAGAAGCGUCCCAAGUCCCGCACCCCGCUGGCUGCUUCUUCACCCAGCGCCAUUUCAUCGACCACGACCACACCCCCAACCAGCAACAAAAGCAGGAUCAGCUUCAGCGUCGAAUCUUACAUUCUUGGUAAUCCACAACCGACGACUUCUGCAAACGACACACCAACAACCUCAACCACGACUUCUCCUGCCUUUGGAGAGGAACAAUCGCCUGUGAUAUUGAUGAGCCCCUCGAACCCCCCUUUAGUCUCCUCCCUGUCCCCCGAUAUGGGGCCCUCGAGACUAAACAUGAGCAAAGUCUCGAGAUUCCAUCCCUGGAUAGGCAAUCAAGUGAGUCCGCGGUAGGAGGCGUUUUACGUGCAAUCAUCGAGCUGUGCAAACUUAGCUGUAGAGUAACUAAUAGGGACAGUACGCUUUUGUUGAUUGUUUGUAACGUUGUUUCAACCGGUAUUUGUAAUUAUGUGUACAUUUUACUUUAAUUUGUGCCUUACUUUUAGUGAUAGGUAUAGACCUGGUUCGGUCGAAGUGGUGAUGUUGUAUUCGUCUACACCCAGAAGUAGAUGAAUUGCAACUCAACAUUUUCUUUUUAGUGUUUUUAUUCAAAACGACUGUAUAUUUUUGAUAUCUAAACUAACCUAACCUGGCAAUUUUAUCAUAAGUCGAAAAUGCCUAAGGCAUUUUCAAUAAUUUGACCAGAGAUGUAAGAGUGCAAUACUCUAUACCUUUCAAACAUUCAAUGAAUCAUUACCCCAGGAAAUGCACCCGCAAAUUAAUUUGCUCAUUUCGACCACGAUGCAAGCUAGUGACAAAUUAAACUAUUAAUUAUACUACCCCGACAAUAAUCGAGGGAGUUUAGGCGACAUGCUGCGGGCGAUCAAAAUCAUUUAAGUGUCGGGAGUGUUUACCCUACCGAGGUAUCCUGCUACCCCGACCGCAGGCCGGUGCUGCAGGUAGCAGCGAUCACCCGCGUGUGAAGAAGUUGGUAUGGCGCGCAAAAGCCGCGCAUAAAAGGGAACACGCGCGCCAGGCCCGUUUACACUAGGGGCAACGACAUGGGCGGUGAGGCGCUUGCUGCAGCGCCUCACCGCCCACAACCGUUCACACUUAAUUUUGUACACAGAAGCUCGAGACAGCGCGCUCUGAAGAUUAGAUGCCAUUUAAUAAGACAUUAGUGGAGAUGGAUAUGACCGAAUUUGAGCUCCGGGCCAUUGUUCUUGGGUGUGCUGCUGUUAAGAUUUACACAAACACGAUUUAUACAAUUACAUAAAAAAAUUACCAGUUGCGAAUGCAUCAGACUUUCAAAAUUAUA
Molecule: messenger RNA, 2580 nt
Organism: Hyalella azteca
Lineage: Eukaryota; Metazoa; Arthropoda; Malacostraca; Amphipoda; Hyalellidae
Product: mucin-5AC
Exons: 5
Coding region: 357-1616 (419 amino acids)
Biological process (GO): anatomical structure development; regulation of transcription by RNA polymerase II
Molecular function (GO): DNA-binding transcription factor activity, RNA polymerase II-specific; RNA polymerase II cis-regulatory region sequence-specific DNA binding
Source: RefSeq, a predicted model, not a curated record